Spirodela intermedia is the source of this 2544-nucleotide messenger RNA. The record is from the annotation of a GenBank genome assembly. NCBI's taxonomy places the organism in Eukaryota, Viridiplantae, Streptophyta, Magnoliopsida, Alismatales, Araceae.
AUGGGUCUUUCUUUCUCUUCUCUGUCAUCGCCAUGGAUCAGAUCACUGCGUAGGAAGGCGUUUGGUCUGGCUGAAAAUGUCGAGGUCGUCCUCUUGAAGUCCCUGAGUUUCAACGAGAAGGAUGUUAAUAGGGCCUUGCGAGCUCUCAGCUUUAAGGACAGUAACGGAGAACAAAUUUCUGCGCCAGAUGAGCCUAGCAAGAAUGCUGUUGACCGAUCGCUCAGCUUCAGAAACUGGGGAUCUGGGAAGCCCAAUCUCCAGGUCGCAAUCUCUUUCAGGGCCCUGGUCUCCGAGAACGAGGACACAGAAUCUAUCAGCCUGUGGAGCGCCGGCCAUGAAGCGGUCGACGGAACAAAGCCGGAGAUGCCGCCCCUCCCGGAGUCGUCUUCUUCCCCGAGGUCCAUGGACGAGAAGGAUGCUGCGGCGACCAAGUUGCAGAAGUUCUACAAAGGCUAUCGGAUCCGAAGAAAUCUCGCCGACUGCGCCGUGGUCGUGGAGGAGCUCUGGUCGGUAUCAUUAUCCUCUCCUCUCCUCGUGGAAUUCAUCCCCUGUUCCGGGCAAUCUCCUGAAUCUACGACCAUAUCUCCUUCUCACGCAGGUGGAAGGCACUGGAUUUUGCUUCUCUGUCGAAAAGCUCGAUUUCCUUCUUCAACGACGAGAAACCAGAGACUGCCGUCUCGCGCUGGGCUAGGGCGCGGACAAGAGCUGCCAAGGUAGAAUUCUUCAAAAAAAAGAACAAAGAUUGGAAAAAAAAUUAAGAGAAUUUCCUUGGGAUUAAGUGGGUUUUAUAAUCGUAUAUAUCAUGUUACUGGGGCUAAUACGUUCUCAUCAUUCUUCAGCUUGGCAAGGGCCUGUCCAAGAACGAGAAGGCCCAGAAACUAGCACUACGGCACUGGCUCGAAGCAGUAAGUCCUCACCUGAUCCCCGGCUAUCAGCGGCCAUCAUCUCAAAAAUCUUUAGAUCACAUGCAGUUCCUGAUGUGGGAAUCCUUUUCAGAUCGACCCCCGCCAUCGAUAUGGGCACAAUCUGCACCUGUAUUAUGAAAUCUGGUUCAACAGUGAGAGCAGCGAGCCCUUCUUCUACUGGUAAACUAUAUAUUUCUCUGACUUUCCUCAGAUUCCGGGACCCAUCUCAGGGAAAAAAAAGACUUGGACGAUAUCUUGCUUGCUCAUCAUCUUCUUUCUCCAUGGGUGAAAUGCAGGCUAGACAUCGGGAGUGGCAAAGAGGUGAGCCACGAGAAGUGCUCAAGGAGCAAGCUUCAGCGCCAGUGCAUUCAAUAUCUCGGCCCGGUUGGUCUCCCCAGCAUACAUUUCCGCGGAUUUGUCUAAGUUUCUGGGCAUGAUUUUCGUCGAUUUACAUGUAAACCCAUGAGAAUUAUCAAUGCCCGUCAUUGUCAUGACUGGGUCGUGUGAUCUGAGUUGCAGAAGGAGAGGAGAUCGUAUGAAGUGAUCGUGGACAGUGGGAAGCUCAUCUACAGGCAAAGUCAAACCCCCGUGAACUCCGUAGAAGGGUCCAAGUGGAUCUUUGUCUUGAGCACAUCAAGGAAAUUAUACAUUGGGCAGGUAAUCAUCACUAUCAUCUUCACUAUCAUUAUGAAUAUUCUUUAUUGCCCUACUUUUCGUAAUUAUUUGCCUUGGUUUAUCCGUCUAAUUAGGGUUUUAUUGUGCUCGCAGAAGAAGAAGGGCACCUUUCAGCACUCGAGCUUCCUUGCAGGGGGGGCCACGACUUCUGCAGGGAGGUUGGUCGCCAUAAACGGCGUUCUGAAGGUACCCAAAAAAUAAUAAUAAUAAUAAUAAUAAUAAUAAUAAUAUAUGAACAGUUUUUAUUUAAAUAUUUCUGCAGCUUUAUUUUAUAUGGUUCUUAAUUUUUAUUUCUAUUUUUCUCCAGGCCAUAUGGCCGUACAGCGGCCACUACCUCCCAACCGAAGAGAACUUCAAGGAGUUCAUCAGCUUCCUGACGGAGAACAACGUGGAUCUAACUGAUGUAAAGGUGAGAUCUUCUCCUCUCAUAUUGUUAUUCAUCAGCAAUUUUUUCUGGCUCAUAUCAUAUUCUACAUUUAUGUUGCGAAAACUAUGCGAUUAUUCAUCUGAAAAUGCAGAAUCUUAUUAAAAAAAAUUAAUAUUCCAGAAAUGUUCAGUGGACGAUGAUGAGUUCCCGUGGCCCUGUACGACUGAGGAACCCCCGAAGGAGACAGCAAGCUCAGACGACUCUCUCCUUGGUGGUGGGGGUUCCAAUUCCGGGGGACCCACAUUUGCUCUUGGCGGCGGCGGCGGCGCCCCCACCACCACAAUGUCCUGCCAGUGGACCACCGGCGCCGGCCCUCGCAUCGGCUGUGUGAGGGACUACCCCGUUGACCUGCAGUUCAUGGCGUUGGAACAGGUCAACCUCUCGCCGAGGGUGGGACCGCCGCCGGCGGGGAGCAAGGGCCCGAUACCAUCUCCCCGGCCGAGCCCUCAGAUGAGGCUCUCCCCGAGGUUGGCCCAGAUGGGCAUCCCCAGCCCUAGGGUCUCUCUCACUCUCCCCAAGUCAAAGGAGAGAUCUUGA